AUGCGAUUGACACGAUUUCUUCGGGUGCUGGUGCGCGGAAAAGACGGACAGGCCGAGUGGAAGGAGAUCACUGAGAAUCAGCUGCCACGUGGCGGAAAGAGACUCUCGUUCAGAGAAGUUAGCACAUUUUAGAACGAUUUUAGGCUGAACAUGAUAUAUAUUAAUUCCAGAACUCUCUAAUCGCUUUCGGCGUCGGCAUGCUGAUCUUCUCGUACGCCUACUUCCAGGACGAGAUCAAUCCGGAUUCCAAAUGGGCUAGUACGUAUUCUGCGUGCUAUUUCUUCAAUAAAAUUGUGUUUUUUUUCCAGAAGCCUUCCGCACAUUCACACGCGAACCGCUCUCGUGGCUUCACAAACACCAACCGGACGGCCCGUGUCGUCAGAUCACAAACCGCCUGCGUUUUAGAUUUUUUAGCUCAGAAUUGUAGCUUAGAAUUUGUAAAUAAACUUAACUCUUUUCCUGAAAUUCGAUAAUUUUUAUCACAAUCAAUUUGAACCUGCCUGACGCGUGAGCUCACAAAGUGAGGCCAUGCCAAAACAGCGGAAUUCACGAAAACCGCGGAUGCCAAAACCGCGGAAGCCAAAACCGCGGAAAAAAAUGCCAAAACCGCGGAACCGUGCAGGCGCAAUACUUGACGCGCAUUUAAAGACUUUUGCGUUUAUUGAAUAGAAGGGAUUGAAAUUGAAUAGCAUCAAACAUGAUUAUUUGCAGAAAGUAACUUUAAACAUUUAUUGGGACGUAUAAAAAAAAGGCAGUAGUAAAGAAAAAACAGCAGUUUUGGGUAAAAAUAAAUCAUCAUCUGUUCGUUUGGUCGAUUGAGAUUAAUCCCUUUAAAGUUUCCGCCCAAAAAUGCGUGAAUUUCAGUUGUUCUCAUGUAAUUUUUGCUGUUCGAUCGUUCAAGAUGUAUUUAUGCGAUUUAUCAUUCUCAAAACCAAUUUUAUGUGAAAACGGUCAAGAAUGCGCAAUAUAAGGAGCGUGGUUUUUAGGCGGCGGGGAAGGCGAAAAAACGAAAUACUUGGCGGAAGCCACGCCUAUAUUGUCAGCUCUUGAGGUGGCUACCCCUAGCCAGAACUGUUUGAAUCGGAACCGUCCUAAAUCAGAAUCUAUCUGCAUUUGGUUUUUGUUACGAAAAGUCGUGUUGAUUCGAGACACUUCUGGCUUGGGGUAGCCUCCUCUGGAGACCGUAAAAAAAAGAUAAAACAAAAAUUAUUCUGCAAGUCCCAACUAAAUGUGAAAACCCGGCAGGCACCACGAGCUUUUUCUAUUCAGGACCACACAUUCGCCGUGGAAUUCCAGACAAUAGAAAGAUGCUGAUUAUAUCUGUCAAAAUAAUUUUAAAUAUAACUCUCCUUUUCAAAUUUUUUUCAGAAUUUUCGAAUUUCAUUACUUUGUUUUAUGCUAUUCAAUUUCAAUCUCUUCUAUUCAAUAAACGCAAGUCUUUAAAUGCGCGUCAAGUAUUGCGCCUGCACGGUUCCGCGGUUUUGGCAUUUUUUUCCGCGGUUUUGGCUUCCGCGGUUUUGGCAUCCGCGGUUUUCGUGAAUUCCGCUGUUUUGGCAUGGCCUCCACAAAGUGGCUCUGCUCCCUCUGCACUUGCGCGUCGGGUGCGGCGCUUGCGUACCGCCAGCAGAGGUUUCGCAUUUUCCACGUCGCAGCCCGGUUUACAGCUGAAAAAUCGAUAUUUCUGCCGGUUUCCAGCCAAAACCAGGAAAAUCUUGGCAAUGGUUGAUGCCGGCAAGUCUGAAAUGCUGGCGGCCGCCAGGAAAAAGGUGAGGAAUCGGGGAAAAACAAAGAAAAUAAGUUAAAUUAAAAUUGUUCAGCUCAGAGACUUCGAAGCUCGUCAGCGAGUCGACGGGUGUGCUUCUCCGGCCUCAAGCAUCAUCUCGUCGGAGCCAGGCGCCGGAGCAGGCCUCAACGGGCGGAGCAGUGUGGUCAGCGAGGAUUCGACGUCGAAAACCACGGAUUUGGGUCUUCAAAUUCCACAUUCAUCGUCGCAAAGUGUCCGAAACGGUGUCACUGUAAGUUAUUUUCGUGGAAAUUAACAAAAAUACUUUGUUUUUAGGCUUCUCCCUUUCAACCGAACGGAAAUGAGUGGUACCAGGCGUAUUCGCAGUUGAAGACCCAACACGACGAGCUGGUGAGUCAUUUUGAGUACAAGUGAACCUAGAAAACGGUAAAAUUUCAGUGCUCUCACUAUGCUCAACUCCAUUCGGCAUACUCUCAAGUUAACGCGAACGGAGUGCACGUCGACGCUGAAAAUCAGAUUGUUCAGCUGCAGGCGGUGAGAAUUCAUGAUUAAAACAUUUUGAAAAUCAACCUUUGUUUUGAAUUCAGGCCCUGGCAACGAUGGUCGAAGAAAAACUGGCGUGCCAAAGCGAUUUGCGUCGGGCAAAUGAGCAAAUCGAAGGUCUCCGGCUCAAAAUAGCCUCAACUCCAGCUCCAGAAGAUGUUUCUCACAAAUCCAAGUCAUCGGGCGGUGAUUCGGUGGAACUUCGAAAGCUCACGGAGGCAAUCACCCAAAAAGAUUCGCUUUUGACCGCCCGCCAUCAAGAAUUGGAGAGUAUGCGACGGGAAGUGGCCGCCGUUCAGGCGAACCUGUUGAAUGUGCAACACGAGAGAAGUGAAGCGCAAGCGAGAGUGAAGAGUUUGAUCAAAGAGACGUCGGCGCAAGAGACUCGAUGCGAGCAGUUGAAAAAAGAGAUUCAGAUGAAAGAUCUCUAUCUGAAGCAGUUAAGAGCUCCAGGACAACAAGCGGAGGCGCCGGAGCAGCAAGAAGACCUGAAACAAGAACUCCAGGAGCUCAAAGCCGAGAAAUCACGACUCCUGACCGAAGCGGCCUCGUUGAAAGCCCAUUACUCGGAUCGUGAGCAUGCUCUCCAGCAGAAACAAGCAGAAAUGGCUCAGGAACUCGAACAACUUCAACACCAUCGUUACUCUUCGGAUGACAGAGUCCAACAGCUCGAGCAUCAACUUCAAAUUGCCAACGCCGAUCUCCAAAAGCAUCAGAAUCCAGUGGAAUAUCCAGAAGACGUCCCGGCAAUCACCGAAGAAGACGUGGCGCGACGAGUUCGAGAAGCAUGCCACGUGGAGAGAGGAAGGUGGGAACGAAAGUUGGAAGAAGAGCAGAGGAAUCGGGACGAGGAGAACUUGGAAAGGGAUAAAGUGAUUUUCGAAAAAGAGCAAGCACUGGCCGAGUUGGAGAUGAAGUAUCGGCUGUUAGAGGAACGAACCCUUGAAUCCACCGCCAACGGAGCUGAUCUUUUGUCGCUUUCGGAGCAACUACAAAAUGAGAAAGCGACGGUAUCUCGGGCGGUUGCUCAGAACAAAGAACUCAAGGAGCGACUUCUGGAGACCGAGGAUCGAUUUGUGACGUUAACGGAAGAAAAGGCGGCUGUGGAACUCGCCAGACAAUCGGCUGAGCAUCAAGUGAAAGAGCUCACGAAACAACUGAAUCUGGAAGCCGCCGGACUUGUCACCAACCUCUCCGAAGUGAUCGCCAGCCAGCCGCAUCUGGAGCCAGAAGAAGAAGACGUGAAAGAGGCUUUCGAGAAUCUUCAGCGUGAAAACACGGAAAUCCGUGCUGAUUUGGAGCUGAAAACGCGUGAACUGCAACAAGUUCGUGCAGAUUUGAGAAGGAGUAACACGCACAACGAACAGAUGGACGAGAUAAUGCGGCAGAAUGCGGAGGACGAGAAUCAGAAUUCGAUUCAUGUAGAGCUGACGCAAGCGGUUGGACGAGUUCAGGAGUUGGCGGCCGAAAAUGAGCAGUUGCGGGAGGCGCUCAACGAGAUUCGACAGCAAUUAGAGGAGGAGCGAGAGGAGAGGAAAGCGGAGAAUGAGGAAGAGAAGGAGCCGGAGCCCCUACAAACUUCACAGCCAGCCAGGGAGCUUCAUGAAGAUCUGUGGGCUCGGAAAGAGCUCGAGAAGAGAUUUGCACGGGCGAUGAUGCAGAACGCAGAACUUGUCGAAACGAUCGAUCGACUGGAGCACAUCAAUCAACAACUGGAGCUCGAGAAUGACACAAUCGCCGACCACGUGGUGCUCUACCAGCAUCAGAGAAAGUUGGUGCGCGAGCGAUUGCGAGUGAAGGACGAACAAUUGAAGUCGAUGGAGGAGGAGAGAACACGGACAGUGGCGCGAUGCCAGGAGCUGCAGAACGUGCUGAUGACUGUGCUCAACAAGGGCGGCGUGCUGAAGGAGUACGAAACGAACUCGCUGGCCCGAAAGGCGGCUCGCCGAGUCUCGCGCAGUUACAGCCACUCGACAGUCGACGAAUUGAGCGGAGACGAGGAUGUGGUUGUGGUCGAUGCGAAGCUGCAAGACAUACCGGAAAGGGAGAAGGUUCACGGAGAAAAAGAGGAAAACGAGGAAAAAGAAGAGGAAAGGAAGACUCCGGAACCUGCAGAAACGGUCGAGGACGCCUCCGUUCGUCGUAUUCUCGAGAUUAUCUCGGACAUUUCGGUGGGUUUUUUUUGUUGUUUUUUCAUCGCAAUCAAGUUUUUGCAGAGACCCCAACCACUUCCGCCCGGACAACUUCACUGUACACAAUGUAUCGGAGACCUACAGGAGCUUUGA
Molecule: messenger RNA, 4572 nt
Organism: Caenorhabditis sp. 36 PRJEB53466
Lineage: Eukaryota; Metazoa; Nematoda; Chromadorea; Rhabditida; Rhabditidae
Source: the annotation of a GenBank genome assembly